AUGCCACAUCGGGGCCAACUGGGGUUGACUUUCACUCUGACAAUUUUUGUGGCCAUAUUGAAUGGAUGGGUGAAUCAGCCCAACUAUCGAGGAACCUUCGAUAUCAUCUGGACCAACCUGGUCACCAUCUUCAUCAGCACCUACACAAUGCUAUGUCUCAAUGUUCCGGCAGCCACGGAUACAUAUCUAAGGAGAACUUUUCGCCGGUUCCUAUGGAUGUGUCUGGGAAUCCUAGGCCCAGAGUUCCCUCUCACCUAUGCUGCAGGACUGUGGAGUCGAGCGAAACACUCUGUGGCGGCUUUUCGCGCCCUGGGCUACGAUGAUUGGCAUAUGCGCCAUGCUUUUUUCGCAGACAUGGGUGGCUUCACCCUCCACCCCAAAGACGGCCCUCCUUUCCCACUCAAUGCCACGCAGCUACACUGGCUCGUGGAAAACCGGUUUGUGACCUAUCCACGAAUCAGUCGGCAAGAUAUCGAGGACAAGUCUAAACAAGAUACGUUCACCAAGGUCAUAACAGCUUUUCAAGUCGGGUAUCUAAUCAUCCAGUGCGUUGCUCGCGCAAUCCAGGGCUUAGCGAUUACGACGCUCGAACUGAAUGCGCUUGCAAUCGUCGUCUGCUCUCUCUCCGAGAUGACACUCGAUCGGCCAUGGAGUCUCACGCCGCUCGACUUCAUUGACGAGAACGGACCUGGAUACUCGGUCAAUGUACAACCAUUCAUGAAGAUGCCAGUGAUUCCUGCAAACCGGCCCAUUCAAAUGAUACCGAAUGAUCGGUUCCCCAUGAAUCCCUACGGUAUCCAAGAGUACUUCCUCUGCUUUGCUACGAUGGUAUAUACUGCCAUCCAUGUGGCUGGGUGGUCAUUUGACUUCCCCUCGCACAUUGAGCGCGUUCUUUGGCGCGUCAGCUCUCUUGUCCUAUUCGGCAUAACCGUUGCUUUUUGGGUGUUUGAGACCACGGCGUCAUGGACGCGGCUAGGCAGAUGGAAGACAAUCUAUCUAUACAUCUUCAAUCGUAGUGGGCUGGAAGAGCAUUGGAUGCGUAUGUCGCAUCAGUUGCCACUACCGUGGGAGUUUGCGUCGAUCGCACCGCUAGCUUUUACGUAUGGGCUGGCAAGGUUCUAUCUGAUCGCGGAGGCGUUUGCGGAGCUGAGGAACUUACAAGGGACAGCAUAUGUAAAUGUAGACUGGACAUACUUCAUCCCACAUGCCUGA
Exophiala viscosa is the source of this 1212-nucleotide messenger RNA. RefSeq lists its product as uncharacterized. Bases 1 to 1212 code for a protein of 403 amino acids. The record is from RefSeq and is a predicted model, not a curated record. Lineage: Eukaryota; Fungi; Ascomycota; Eurotiomycetes; Chaetothyriales; Herpotrichiellaceae. The transcript is spliced from 4 exons.